Spizellomyces punctatus DAOM BR117 is the source of this 1140-nucleotide messenger RNA. RefSeq lists its product as uncharacterized. Gene Ontology annotation, molecular function: hexosyltransferase activity. The record is from RefSeq and is a predicted model, not a curated record. Lineage: Eukaryota; Fungi; Chytridiomycota; Chytridiomycetes; Spizellomycetales; Spizellomycetaceae. The transcript has 3 exons. Gene Ontology annotation, cellular component: membrane. The coding region runs from base 1 to 1140 and encodes 379 amino acids.
AUGCUUCGAUCAAAUAAAAAUCAGUCUGCGCGAUCACCCGAACACUACGUCCUCAUUUUCGUCCUCCUUGCUGUGGCUACCUUUACGGUGUACCUUGUUCUCACCCUUAAUGCAACUUCAAAAGAACGUUAUCUGGGUCAUCGACCUUCCAUAGUGCCAUCAGAGGGAUCGCGUCCAUCGACUCUUCUCAACCCGUGCAACACGAGCAAUAACAGGAAUCCACAUUUAAGAACUUUUGCAGAGAACCGAACGCCAUUGUGCAACUGGAAAGUUUCGGAGGAGAAAAGGAGUUCCAUUUUAAUUGGCGUAAUGACAAUGGCGGGUAGAGUGUCCAAACGGGCGGCAAUUCGACAGACGUACGCCAGGGAUUCCAAUGGAAAUGCUCGGGUCGUUUUUGUCCUUGGGAAAAAUGGGAACCCGAAAGAUGACAGACUACUGGAGGAGGAGGCCAACAGGCAAUCGUUGUUUGAAGUCGGCCGUAACGGUGUUUACUCAACUGUAUGGAUUGGGUCUAAAAGCCUUUUUGACAGGUACGGUGACAUCAUGUUCCUCGACAUUGAAGAAAACGGCGACGGGGGGAAAACAUUCGAGUUCUUCAAAACCGCACAUCAAUUGUUUGGUCUCUGCCCGUUUACGUAUGUAGCCAAGGCCGAUGAUGAUGUAUGGUUCCAUAUCCCAAACCUACAAAAGCGGCUGGAUAGUGUUGUUCAGUCCGCUAAGAAAGAAGGUGUCUAUUACGGCAUGUUGUUGACUUGGCAGAACGAAGAAAAGACGGAUAUUUUCCAGUACAUGGCUGGUAUGAUCACAGCCGUCUCCAUGAAUAUUCUUGCCUGGAUUAUGACCGACCCCUUCCCAUACGAAAACAGGUUCGGCCCAGAAGACUGGAUGACAGGCAUGUGGAUUCGGCAUUUAUGUGAGGAGCGCCGAAAUAGCACGUCAAAUUUCUUUGUUGCCGAUGUAUGUCCGUUCGCGGAGGGAAUACCUCGCUACGUCUGCGAACCUCCUGAAAAUGCGCAUGAUUAUUAUUACCAUAAGGAAGGGAUUGUAGGAUUUAAUCAUGGGCAUGUGGUGGCAGUUCAUCGAUUGAAGGAGGAUUGGCGCUUUUGUGAAGCGGAUAAGAUAUUGCGAGCUGGUGGGUAG